UUGAGUCACAGCAAUCAGGGUAGGUACACUUUGGUCCCGGUGAUGAACGCCCAAGGCAGCAGAAGGGUUUCCCCUGUUUUAGGGUUAAGUGUUGAUGAAAAAGGGGAGAGAGUAAUAUGUAAGGUGCUCUAGACUUGGAAAGAACACCUCUUAUAUGCUUCAGUGGUCCACAGGGGUGGGAAACUGCGUUUUGUAGCUCCACCAGGCCGGGAGACAACGAGAACAGAGGGCCACUUUAUCCAGGGCUAGGUGGACUAAAAGCCAGGCUCAGUGAGCAGCACUUCCACCCGGGACCUCCAGGAUCCUCAGGAGGCAGAAGGGGUGGAUCCGUCCCAAGCAGGCCUCUCCGCCCUAGGCGGGUUGUCCCUCCGUCCAGAGGCGGACGGCUGUCGCCGCCGCGGGCCGCCAUGACGGAGUGGACGCUGCUGAAGCGCCUGCUGGACGCCGUCCACCAGCACUCCACCAUGAUCGGCCGGCUCUGGCUCACCGUCAUGGUGAUCUUCCGGCUGCUGGUGGUGGCGGUGGCCACGGAGGACGUGUACGCAGACGAGCAGGAGAUGUUCGUGUGCAACACCCUGCAGCCGGGCUGCGCCACCGUGUGCUACGACGCCUUCGCCCCCAUCUCGCAGCCCCGCUUCUGGGUCUUCCACAUCAUCAGCGUGUCCACGCCCUCGCUCUGCUUCAUCAUCUACACCUGGCACAACCUCUCCAAGCUGCCCCACCGCACGGGACACAGGCCCAGGGCCAGGCCCAGGCCGGGGCCCGACCACGUCCCCAGAGAGGCAGGGGGCCGGGAAGGCGCGAGGGACGGCGGGCAGGAGGCCUACGACCGGAGCUGCGACUCGGACAGCUGUUCCAUCCGCUCGCACAAGCACCUGGGUCACAGCGUGGCCGACGUGCUGGAGGGCCUGGUCGCUCAGGGCCUCCAGAAGCUGGACCCCGGGGAGGCGGGCCCCCCGGCCCGGCCCCAGCCUCAAGAUUACAGGGAGGCCGUCGCGGAGCCCCCGAGGGUCCCCGAAGGGGUCCUCUCCAAGUGUUACGUCUUCCACGUGUGCGUGCGGGCCGUCCUGGAGGUGGGCUUCGUGACGGCCCAGUGGAUGCUGUUCGGCUUCCGGGUGCCCGUGCACUUCCUGUGCCCGUCGGCGCCCUGCACCCAGCCGGUGGACUGCUACGUGUCCCGGCCCACGGAGAAGACCAUCUUCCUGCUCUUCAUGUUCUGCGUGGGGGUGUUCUGCAUCCUGCUCAACCUGCUGGAGCUCAACCACCUGGGCUGGAAGAAGAUCCGCACGGUGGCCAAGCUCCGGGAGACGGGGUCCUGGGAGGCUCGCCCCGCGAGGAGGGCGGGCUACGUGGCCUUACCCCCGGGAUGCCCCUCGCUCGCGUCCACGCUGGGCUUCAGGGACGUGACCAGCACCACGUCCCUCCCCACCCUGGACCUGGUGGUGGGGCACCAGCCCGACUGGACGUGCGCAGGGAACUGCACCCUGUUCGGGGCCACCGGGCCGGGCACGAAGGCCGAGCCGCGGCCGCCCGGGAGGCCAGAGGGUGUGAGGAAGGAGGGACAGCCGCUGAGGAUUAAGAGAGAGAACCGGGGACCCAAGCAGCACAGUGCUGAAGUGUGGAUAUGAGCAGGCACAAUUGCAAUCUUAACUGAAAUAAACUGCAAUUGUUGGUUGAUAAAAAAAUCUUAUUUUGACUACAAAUGAUGCAACAAUGGGUUUCCAAACCGGUGUUAGCCUUUAAAUAACAAAUUAAAUGGUAGAUAUGUCAAUUUAAGUUAAUAACCAAAGGAAAAUUAGAUAGAGGUCGCGGAAGAAUAUCAAAGCAGACGUGGACUGUAACAAUAUUCACUUGUGAUUUAUUGAGGCAAUAUAUGUAUUAAUAUAUUCAUUUAGAACAUCUAUAAAACGCCCCUCUGUAUAAAUUAUUCUACAGAAGAAGAAAAACAUGGUAAUGUACAGCCAGUCUUAGUUGGCAAGACAUUUAGUCACAAUAGGAAUACUGAGAAGAGACCGUUCAGGAUUGAAAGGCAAACAGACAGAGGUAAAGUGUUGAAGGAGAUAGAGUGUGGAUUAAGUGCUAAUUUCAUUUGAAGGCCAAAAUUGG
Molecule: messenger RNA, 2106 nt
Organism: Gadus morhua (Atlantic cod)
Lineage: Eukaryota; Metazoa; Chordata; Actinopteri; Gadiformes; Gadidae
Gene: gjd6
Product: gap junction protein delta 6
Exons: 1
Coding region: 408-1628 (406 amino acids)
Biological process (GO): cell-cell signaling
Cellular component (GO): connexin complex
Molecular function (GO): gap junction channel activity
Source: RefSeq, a predicted model, not a curated record